This is a messenger RNA of Owenia fusiformis, 429 nucleotides long. The record is from the annotation of a GenBank genome assembly. Lineage: Eukaryota; Metazoa; Annelida; Polychaeta; Sabellida; Oweniidae.
CAUUGACUCUCAUUCCUGCAGUCAUCAUCAUAGGAGUAGGCAUCAUGAUGUUCCUCAUUGGACUCAUUGGAUGUGUAGGAGGCUGUAAAGAGAACCGCUGUAUAUUGGCAACAUUCUUCUCAUUACUCCUCAUCAUCCUAACUGCAAUGGUUAUAGCAGGAGUAUUGGCCUAUGUCUACAGAGACCAGGUUUGUAGCUUUAACAUUUCUAUCUUAUGUUAUACAAGUAUAUGGCUGUUGGGAAUGAUAUCAGUAAAAGCAUGUUGGUUUUAUGUAUCAAGAACAAAAAAGAGUCCUGUGUGGGGUAGUGAGGUGGACAGGGUCAUAGUUGAUGUGACUUUCCCCUAGAUUCAUGUAUUGUUUUACAAAAUAUCAACCAAAAUAAACUGAUGAUAUAUGGACCAAAUAUUCUGAAUUUCAUCUUUUUAUA